Molecule: messenger RNA, 1242 nt
Organism: Pochonia chlamydosporia 170
Lineage: Eukaryota; Fungi; Ascomycota; Sordariomycetes; Hypocreales; Clavicipitaceae
Product: formamidase
Exons: 4
Coding region: 1-1242 (413 amino acids)
Molecular function (GO): hydrolase activity, acting on carbon-nitrogen (but not peptide) bonds, in linear amides
Source: RefSeq, a predicted model, not a curated record
AUGCCCGGCAAGAUCCGAACCGCGCAGACCGUGUCCUUUGAUGUCCCUGCCGGAGACCAGCCCGGCUUACACAACCGAUGGCACCCUGACAUCCCCUCCAUUGGCACGAUAAAACGCGGUGAAACCGUAAAGAUUGAGUGUCUAGACUGGACGGGCGGUCAAAUCGGAAACAAUGACAGCGCCGACGAUGUUCGCAACGUCGACCUCACCAAAAUCCACUACCUGACUGGUCCAUUUGACAUUGAAGGCGCCGAGCCAGGCGAUCUCCUCGUCGUCAACAUCACUGACAUCCAGCCAUUUGACCACUCACCCUGGGGCUUCACCGGCAUCUUUGACCGCAAAAAUGGCGGAGGCUUCCUCGACAGACACUAUCCUCGCGCGGCAAAGGCCAUUUGGGACUUUGACGGGAUAUACUGCUCGAGUCGCCAUAUUCCGGGGGUGCGAUUCGCGGGACUUAUUCACCCCGGAAUUCUUGGCUGUGCGCCUUCUGCACAAGUUUUGGCUGAAUGGAACAGACGCGAGGCUGAACUGAUUUCCGUCUGCGCGCAGUCCAUGCCGGAUCAGAUUGUUGCCCAGCCGCCAAACGAGACGAAUGCCCAUGCGGGCAAGGCUGAGGAGAGCCUCAAGGCUAAGAUUGCCCGGGAGGGAGCCCGGACAAUUCCAGGUAGGCCGGAGCAUGGCGGCAAUGUGGACAUUAACAACAUCUCUAGAGGAUCUACGACGUAUCUUCCGGUUCAUGUGCCCGGGGCCAAGUUUUCGGUGGGCGACCUUCACUUUAGCCAAGGAGAUGGCGAAAUUUCCUUUUGUGGUGCCAUUGAAAUGGCGGGCAUCAUUACCAUCAAGUUUGACCUCAUCAAGAACGGUGUCAAGGAACGGGCAAUCCCAAGUCCGGUGUUUAAGCCGGGCGAUGUCCAGCAACUCUUUGGACCGUCUCGAUACUUGACCUUUGAGGGCUUUUCAGUAGACGAGUCGGGUAAACAGCAUUUUAUGGACGCCACGGUUGCGUAUCGGCAAGCCUGUCUCCGAGCUAUCGACUAUCUCAAGCAAUUUGGCUAUUCCGGGGAACAGGCAUACUUGUUGCUCUCGUGCGCACCAAUCAAAGGCUCCAUUGCUGGAAUUGUAGAUGUGCCCAACGCGUGUACAACUCUGGGUCUUCCGAUGGAUGUUUUUGAUUUUGACAUUUCUGUUGAGGCGGAGAGGGUGAAGAGGGAUUUGGGGGCUUGUGCUGUGUCGACAGAGUAG